This is a messenger RNA of Ostreobium quekettii, 1302 nucleotides long. The record is from the annotation of a GenBank genome assembly. Lineage: Eukaryota; Viridiplantae; Chlorophyta; Ulvophyceae; Bryopsidales; Ostreobiaceae.
AUGGCUGCGGCCGACGGCGAGCGCUGGCGCGACCUGGACAUGCUCCUGACCCGCCAGGGCAAUGUGGUCGGCCCCAACUUCCAGCCCGGAUCCCACAUUCGCGAAUUUCUGGCGGACUGCCGGGUGCUGCUGGUGGGCGCCGGCGGCCUGGGCUGCGAGGUGCUGAAGGACCUAGCGCUCUCCGGCUUCGGCAACAUCGACGUGAUCGACAUGGACACGAUCGACGUGUCCAACCUCAACCGGCAGUUUCUGUUCAGGAUGCAAGACGUUGGGAAGCCAAAGGCAGAGAUUGCAGCAGCCCGAAUAAAGGAACACGUCAGUGGCAUCACUGUUACUCCGCAUUUCUGUCGCAUCGAAGAGAAGCCCAUCAGCUUCUACGAAGAUUUCUUGCUGGUCGUGCUUGGGCUGGACUCGAUUGAGGCCAGGAGAUACAUGAACUCAGUAAUGUGCAGCUUCCUCCAGUAUGAUGACGAAGGCAAUCCAGAUCCAGCCACCAUAAAGCCAAUGAUUGAUGGUGGGAGUGAAGGUUUCAAGGGCCAUGCAAGGGUCAUCCUUCCUGGCCUGUCUCCCUGCUUCGAAUGCACACUCUGGCUGUUUCCACCUCAGACAAAAUUCCCAUUAUGCACCCUUGCAGAAACGCCAAGAAAUCCAGUGCACUGCAUAGAGUAUGCCAAGCUCGUGCUGUGGUCACAGCAGCGACGAGGUGAGGAGUUUGAUCCUGAUGUUGAGGAGCACAUGCAAUGGGUCUUCAAGAAGGCAACUGAGAGGGCGAACUUGUUUGGAAUUCAGGGAUUCACUUUUCAGUUCACCCAAGGCGUCGUGAAGAACAUCAUACCAGCAGUAGCCUCCACGAACGCAAUCGUCGCUGCUGUCUGUUCGCUGGAGGCUUUGAAGAUGGUGACGGCAUGCAGCACGGGAAUGAGCAACUACAUGAUGUACAUGGGUGGCGAGGGCAUAUACACCCACACGGUUGCUUAUGAGAGGGACCCAGAGUGCCUUGUGUGCAGCCCUGGCAUUUCGUUUCCUUGCCGACGAGACAUGACCCUGCAGCAGGUGAUCGACAUCAUCAAGGAAGACGAGAGGCUGGGCACCGGGCUGGAGGCGCCCAGCCUCAGCUGCGGCUCAACCAACCUCUACAUGCGAGGGGUCUUGGAAGAGGCGACGCGACCAAACCUGGAGAAGCGCAUGGGCGAGCUGGUGCCGGAGGGCAGCGUGCUUCAGGUGAACGACAAGAAUCUCAGCAGGACGAUCAGGCUGCGUUUAGCCUACAAGGACGGUGUGGAUGAGGACAUGCAGAUAUGA